GGGUAAUUCGAGAUGCCCUGGAGUUUGGACUCGCUCAGCUGAUAGGUGGUGGCGGGGACUCUGGGAAGCACAAGAGGUGGAGUCAGGCGUCUGUCUGUCCAGACACUCCUGUCCUCCUCACUCUCCAUUCCCGCCUUCCCCUCGCUUGGCCUCCUAUUCCUUUCCCUCCGUGACUCAAUUUCAGGGAAAGAGAAUUCGAGUGGGAUCAGGGCAGAGACCAGAGUGAACGGGCCGGGCGGCACCGGGAUGCCCUUGACCCCCUCCCACAAAGGAGCCGUCUGUUCGGACUGCCAAGGGCGACUGGAGGAUGCGGUGACCGCCGCCUGCGGACACACCUUCUGCCGGCUCUGCCUCUCCCUGCCCCCCCAGAUGGGGGCCCAGCCCUCCAGCAGGGUCCUGCUCUGUCCAGUCUGCCAGGAGAAGGAGCAGACAGAGCCCGUCCUAGUCCCCGUGCCCCUGGGCCCUCUGGGGGAGACUUACUGCGAGGAGCAUGGCGAGAAGAUCUACUUCUUCUGCGAGAAUGAUGCCGAGUUCCUGUGUGUCUUCUGCCGGGAGGGUCCCUCCCACCAGGCCCACGCCGUGGGCUUCCUGGAUGAAGCCAUCCAGCCCUACCGGGACCGUCUCCGGGGUCGACUGGAGGCUCUAAUCACAGAGAGAGAUGAGAUUGAAGACAUGAAGAGCCGGGAGGACCAGAAGCUCCAAGUGCUCCUGGCUCAGAUUGAAAGCAAAAAGCGGCAUGUGGAAGCGACUUUUGAGAGGUUGCAGCAGGAGCUGGGGGAGCAGCAGCGCCUCCUGCUGGCCAGGCUGACAGAGCUGGAGCGGCAGAUCUGGAAGGAGAGGGACAAGUAUAUCUCACAGCUCUCUGAGGAAGUCGCCCGGCUUGGCACCCAGGUCAAGGAGCUGGAGGAGAAGUGUCAGCAGCCAGCAAGUGAGCUCCUACAAGAUGUCAGAGUCAACCAGAGCAGGUGCGAGACGAAGACUUUUGUGAGUCCAGAGGCCAUUUCUCCUGACCUCGUCAAAAAGAUCCGAGAUCUCCACAGGAAAAUUCUCACCCUCCCAGAGAUGUUGAGGGCAUUCUCAGAAAACCUGGUGCAUCAUUUGGAAACAGACUCAGGCAUCGUCACUCUGGACCCUCUGACCGCCAGCCCGAGCCUGGUCCUUUCCGAGGACAGGAAGUCCGUGCGGUACACUCGGCAGAAGCAGAACCUGCCCGACAGCCCACUGCGCUUCGAGGGUCUCCCGGUGGUGCUGGGCUCCCCCGGCUUCUCCUCCGGGCGCCACCGCUGGCAGGUGGAGGUGCAGCUGGGAGAGGGCGGCGGCUGCACGGUGGGGGUGGUCGGGGAGGAGGUGAGGCGGAAGGGGGAGCAGGGCCUGAGCGCCGAGGAGGGCGUCUGGGCGGUGAUCCUCUCCCACCAGCAGUGCUGGGCCAGCACCUCCCCGGGCACCGACCUGCCGCUGAGCGAGAUCCCGCGCCGCGUGGGCGUCGCCCUGGACUACGAGGCGGGGCGCGUGGCCCUGCUCAACGCCGAGACCCGGGCGCCCAUCUUCACCUUCGCCACCUCCUUCUCCGGCAAAGUGUUUCCUUUCUUCGCUGUCUGGAAAAAAGGCUCCUGCCUGACUUUGAAAGGCUGAGGCGCAGCGUCGGAAGGGCGGUGUCAGCGGAGAGAGCAGCACCCGGGAUCCACCUCCCACCCUUGGGUGUUUCCUUGUGCCCAAGACCGCAGGGGACACGGCUCUCAGAGUCCGCAGGGCUCUGUAAUUUUUUCACUUUAUUUAUCUGAUGCCCUUCAACCUUGACGUUCCUGGUUCCCCGCUGACGCUCCCGCCUUCUGUGCACCUCCGAGAGGAGAGCCAGAGGCAGA
Phacochoerus africanus (Common warthog) is the source of this 1862-nucleotide messenger RNA. RefSeq names its product tripartite motif containing 15 (gene TRIM15). Gene Ontology annotation, molecular function: protein binding; zinc ion binding. The coding region runs from base 247 to 1632 and encodes 461 amino acids. The record is from RefSeq and is a predicted model, not a curated record. NCBI's taxonomy places the organism in Eukaryota, Metazoa, Chordata, Mammalia, Artiodactyla, Suidae. The transcript is spliced from 7 exons.